GUCCAAGAUGGCAGCAUGCAGUAUUGAAGACGUGCUCGCCAAAGCGGAGAGAGAGGAGGUUGAAAAACUCAAAAGUAUUUCUGUCCACAAAGAACAGGAGCUCGAAUUUGAUCCAGGGAACUUGUUCGCUUUCGAUAAAAACCCUCCGAACAUCCGAGAGUUCAGAAAACUGAAUAAAGAUGAGUUCCUGCGCUCUCUGGCCCGGGACAACACGCAGCUGCUCAUCAACGAGCUCUGGAAACUGCCGACGGAGAGGGUCGAGGAGGUGAUUGUGGCUAAACUACCCGAGCCCACUACCCGCCUGCCGAGAGAGAAACCUGUCCCUAAACCCAGGCCUUCUACUAAGUGGGAGGAAUUCGCCAAACUAAAAGGGAUUCAGAAGAAAAAGAAAACCAACUUGGUGUGGGACGACGUGCACAAGGAGUGGAAAAGGCGAUGGGGCUACAAGCGAGCCAAUGAUGAUACCAAAGAGUGGCUGAUCGAGGUGCCGGAGACUGCCGACCCGAAUGAGGACCAGUUCAGCAAACGCAUCAAAGCCAAGAAGGAAAGGGUGGCAAAGAACGAACUGAACCGACUACGGAACAUCGCCAGGGGACAAAAGAUUAAAGUUCCCGGUGUGGGACUUGCACCUACUGAACAGCAGUCAAAAACAGAGCUGGGCAAAGCUAUUCAUGUUGCUAAACACUCCACGGCCUCCGUGGGUAAAUUUCAAGGCAACCUUCCCAAGGAGAAAACGCCCAAGAACAUGGGCAAAAAGAGAAAGUUUGAGCCGCUUAUAGGCGAUUUCUCUGCCGAGAAACAGAAGCAGCUGGAUCUGUUAAACAUUAUGGACAGCAAGAAGCCCAGAAUUGACAUCACCAAAGCAGUGAACAAGCAGAUGAGAGAAGAGGAUCGUCAGUCCGGGUUUCAGAAGAGAAAGUCGCCCGGUAAAAAGGGUCGUAAGGGUAACUUCUCUGGGAAAGGGAAGGCCAAGGGGAAGGGUAAAAAAGGAGGACCAGGGGGAGGCAGUGGCGGCGGCAACAGUAAAGGCGGACCAGGGGGAGGCAAGAAUAGAAAACCACGCAUGAAGCAAGGAAAACGAUAACGAGUAAAAAAAUCCCCGAUACCAGCCGUUUACAUGUGCCAAGGACUGUAUCACUACAUGUGAUAACUAGUUGCAUUAUUUAGCGGUUUUCCAAAAAAUAUUGUCACUUUGGACUUGUUACAGAGUGUAUGCAUACUGACGCGAGACAGUAAUAAGCUUGUCAGACAUUGUAAUAUUAUGAAA
Molecule: messenger RNA, 1267 nt
Organism: Polyodon spathula (Mississippi paddlefish)
Lineage: Eukaryota; Metazoa; Chordata; Actinopteri; Acipenseriformes; Polyodontidae
Product: ribosome biogenesis regulatory protein homolog
Exons: 1
Coding region: 8-1084 (358 amino acids)
Biological process (GO): endonucleolytic cleavage in ITS1 to separate SSU-rRNA from 5.8S rRNA and LSU-rRNA from tricistronic rRNA transcript (SSU-rRNA, 5.8S rRNA, LSU-rRNA); ribosomal large subunit export from nucleus; ribosome biogenesis
Cellular component (GO): nucleolus; preribosome, large subunit precursor; nucleus
Molecular function (GO): protein binding
Source: RefSeq, a predicted model, not a curated record